UUGGUUGCUUUGAAAAACAAAGAGCAGUAUAUGCAAGAGUUGGAGCUGUACAAGCAGAAGAAAGAAGAAGAAACUGCUCACCUCAAGAAGGAAGAGGAAGAACAUAUGAAACUUCAUAAGCAAGAAGCCGUGCAAUUGCUCAAGAAGAAAGAGAAAACUGAAACUAUGAUUAAGGAACUGAGUGAAGAAGAGAGGCAAAUGGAACUGAGUGAAGAAGAGAGGCAAAUUUGGAAUGGUAAAGCUGCAGAGGUAAUGGAACUCGAAGCUUAUAACAAGAAAUUGGAAGCCGAAAACAAGGAGAAUUAG
Striga asiatica is the source of this 306-nucleotide messenger RNA. The record is from the annotation of a GenBank genome assembly. NCBI's taxonomy places the organism in Eukaryota, Viridiplantae, Streptophyta, Magnoliopsida, Lamiales, Orobanchaceae.